AUGCCGUCGAGACAAUCCACUGUUCCGAAUUUAGAUCUCAGCACUUCCACCCUGCAGACGAAUAAUGCGAAGAUCUCGUCUCCACUAACGCCUGGUGCCCAAAGCUCAGAUGGACCGAGUCCCCUGACGCCCCGUUCCCCUAAGUCUCCCUCUAGUCCGCCUUUCUUCAAAGGGGCCACCAUUCGCCCUGUCACACAAGAGUCCAACAACAAGUCGGAUAGCGAUCUUGCUCCGGUGUCUCCAGGUCUGACGGCCGAACCACCUACGCCGGGCUUCACGGCCAUACCUCAGUACCCUCCCUCUCCCAGGGACUCUCCAAAACACACUCGCGACACCUCACGUUCCUUUUUUGCGAACCUCAAGGCACCAAAAUCCUCGCACAAGUCCCAGAAGUCCGACAGCUCGACAAACUCUAUUGAUAAACCCAAGAGCCGCGGAAGUUCCAGAGAUCGCAAAACCCGAGUCGUGUCUAAACUGUACGAGUCAACUCCAGAUCUUCCUGGUACGAUCGAGCGCGCUGCGAAGCAAGAGCAUAACGGUGUGGCCCCUGAAGAAAAGAAUCCGUCAGGGGCAGAAAUCAAGAAGGUUGGAACAGAGGACCUUGGCCAGCCUAAGAAGAAUAAAGCCCGGUUUGCCAACCUUCUGUCACGCUCUCGCUCCAUAAGAUUGGAUGAGUCUUCCGCCAACAGAAUAGCGAAUCGACGACCAUCUACCAGUUUGAUGCGACUUGAGGAGAGCACCAAGCGAGAGAUGCAAGAUUCUGUGAAAUCAGCUUCUUCACGCCAGGAGAGUGGCCUGAAGCCAACCCCAGCCCCAACCGCCCGCAGCCGUACACCCGAUCGACCUUCAGAGUUUGGCGGUCCUGUCCGGAGGGAACGAUAUGGCGGAUCAAUGGUUCCUUCGGCAUCUUUGAGCCAAGUGUCGGGCGCUUCCGCCGCGUUGUUCAACAACUUGAAACAAUCAUCCAGCGGUGCUGCGGAUCGGAUCGGCAAAGCAGGCAAGGGGUUCCUCGGCAAGAUCACCAGAAGUGGCAGCACGAAUGAGCGUGAGCUUUUCAAUGAUGAUAACUAUGUGUGCACCGUGAUCAAUCUACCGCUCAUCAAACAAGCACGACGGACCCGUAUCGCAAAACGACUGGAAGAUUGCCGGGACAAGACUGAGUUCUGGAUGCCGGCAUUGCCGUAUCGCUGCAUAGAUUAUCUCAACUUCAAAGGCUGCGAGGAAGAGGGUCUAUAUCGCGUCCCUGGUAGCGGCAAAGAGGUCAAGCAUUGGCAGCGGCGCUUUGACACAGAGCUUGAUGUCAACCUCUUCGACGAACCAGAUCUUUACGAUAUCAAUACUAUCGGUUCCAUGUUCAAGGCCUGGCUCCGCGAACUCCCCGACGAGUUGUUGCCCAAAAAAACCCAGGCCAUGAUCGCGGAAAAGUGUGAGGGCGCAACCACGGCCCCGCAACUACUGAAGGACGAGCUCUCCAAACUCCCGCCAUACAAUUAUUACCUCCUCUUCGCCAUCACCUGUCAUCUCAACCUCCUGCAUUCCUAUGUUGACCAAAACAAGAUGGACUAUCGCAAUCUUUGCAUCUGCUUCCAACCAUGCAUGAAGAUCGACGCAUUCUGCUUCAAUUUCCUCGUCUGCGACUGGAAGAACUGCUGGCAAGGCUGCUGGACAGAGAAGGAGUACCUCCAGAUCGAGAAAGAGAUGGACGAGAAGGAGAAAGCUGCGCGGGAACAGGCAAACAUGCCACCACCUCCUUCCAGCUCCGAUGAGAGAGCCAUAUCUUCGUCUGGUAGCAGCCAGGCUGCGGUGGAGGUGGAGGAGGAACCAGCUCGUCCCCAGACGGCGACAGCCAAACCGAAGAAGCAGAAACCGAAGAAUAUUGAAACUACGCACACGCGAAGUAUUUCCCAGCUUCCCGAGCUUGGACCUCCGCUAUCUCCUAUCCAAAUCUAG
Messenger RNA from Aspergillus terreus NIH2624, 1950 nucleotides. RefSeq names its product putative Rho GTPase activator (Bem2). The coding region runs from base 1 to 1950 and encodes 649 amino acids. Gene Ontology annotation, cellular component: cytoplasm. Gene Ontology annotation, biological process: signal transduction; regulation of GTPase activity. The record is from RefSeq and is a predicted model, not a curated record. The transcript is spliced from 4 exons. NCBI's taxonomy places the organism in Eukaryota, Fungi, Ascomycota, Eurotiomycetes, Eurotiales, Aspergillaceae.